CACAGGUUCCUCUCACCUACUGAAUGGGGCCUCAUCGCCCAUGGCAUAGGCGGCAUCCGAGACCGAGAGCAGCACCAGCCAAUCCAUCCAACCAGCUGGCUAUGGCCGCCCAAGGGAAUGCCUCGAGGCUUGUACAAAGACACUGUCACUCAGCGCACCAAGUUCUUCUAUCUGUAUCACAUGUCAAGUGGCAUCCGAUGGAUCUUGAUGUUGCUGCAGCUCUUCAUUGGCGCGACAUUGACGGCUCUCGGCUCCAUGUCCUUCAAACAGGGCACUCCAAUCACGAUUCUCGGAGCCGCAAACACCGUCAUCGCUGGUCUUCUCGCCUUUUUGCAAAACAGUGGACUGCCUGACCGAUACCGCUAUGACAAGUCUGAGUUUGAAGCACUGGAAGAUCACAUCAAGGAGAUCCUCGACUCUGGCAUUGCUCCCGCUGAUCAAUCGAAUGACCAAAUUCUUGCCGAAUGCUUCGACUUGUAUCAAGACGCCAAGGCAACUGUGAGUGCAAACUUGCCAGCAAACUAUAUGCCUCGAAUCACUCAACAAGGAAGCCAAAGGCCCAGAGCCCAGCCCCAGCCAGGAUCUCAUCCGACCACGCCA
This is a messenger RNA of Trichoderma atroviride IMI 206040, 600 nucleotides long. RefSeq lists its product as uncharacterized. The record is from RefSeq and is a predicted model, not a curated record. NCBI's taxonomy places the organism in Eukaryota, Fungi, Ascomycota, Sordariomycetes, Hypocreales, Hypocreaceae.